AUUUAUUUCAGAAUAGAAAUUCCAGUUGCAUAAAGAUAUUUUUGGCUAUAAAAUAAAAAUGGAGAUACAUAGUUUUGGUGUAGAUCCGAUAACGUGUCAUGCUUGGAAUCAGAAUAGAACUCAACUUGCUCUGUCUCCAAAUAGCAAUGAAGUUCAUAUCUAUCAACAGGAGAGUGAUAAAUGGUCAUGUAUUGAUGUCCUAACACAACAUGAUUUACGGGUAACAAGUAUUGAUUGGGCACCAAACACUAAUAGAAUUGUCACUUGUUCUGCAGAUCGAAAUGCUUAUGUUUGGACUCAGGUGAGUGGCAAAUGGAAGCCAAUGUUAGUACUUCUACGCAUUAAUCGUGCUGCCACAUGUGUUAGAUGGUCUCCAAAAGGUAAGAUUUUGUCUUAAAAACAAAAAAUUAAC
This is a messenger RNA of Centruroides sculpturatus (bark scorpion), 412 nucleotides long. RefSeq names its product actin-related protein 2/3 complex subunit 1B-like. Bases 59 to 397 code for a protein of 112 amino acids. NCBI's taxonomy places the organism in Eukaryota, Metazoa, Arthropoda, Arachnida, Scorpiones, Buthidae. Gene Ontology annotation, biological process: Arp2/3 complex-mediated actin nucleation. The transcript is spliced from 3 exons. The record is from RefSeq and is a predicted model, not a curated record. Gene Ontology annotation, cellular component: actin cytoskeleton; Arp2/3 protein complex. Gene Ontology annotation, molecular function: actin filament binding.